AUGUUCUGGAUCGCGUUCACGGCCGGCAGUUCCGGCUCCUCAGGCUGUUCCUCUUCUGUAUCGUCCUCGAUUUCCACCACGUCGUCCGUGGUCUCGUUCUCUCUUUCAGGAGCAGAAACGGGCACUGGGGCCGGCUCAACAGGCUGUGUAGCGUCCACCUUGGCUCUUUUGUGCUCGCCGUCGUCGUCGUUUGUCUCAGCAGCCUCCUCCGGCUCCUCCAGCUCGUCCUUCUUCUUUUUCUUGUUCUCCUUGCGCAAAUUGAAUUUCUCCAACUCCUCGUUUAAAACAGGCACAAAGCUGCCAAACUGCGCCCGUUCCAGUCCAGCUAGAAUGUCGUUGGCAUUCACAACCUUGCGGCCCUGA
Ogataea philodendri is the source of this 363-nucleotide messenger RNA. RefSeq lists its product as uncharacterized. The transcript has a single exon. Lineage: Eukaryota; Fungi; Ascomycota; Pichiomycetes; Pichiales; Pichiaceae. Bases 1 to 363 code for a protein of 120 amino acids. The record is from RefSeq and is a predicted model, not a curated record.